This is a messenger RNA of Oryzias melastigma (Indian medaka), 3084 nucleotides long. RefSeq names its product ankyrin repeat domain-containing protein 1. NCBI's taxonomy places the organism in Eukaryota, Metazoa, Chordata, Actinopteri, Beloniformes, Adrianichthyidae. The transcript is spliced from 10 exons. Bases 1453 to 2376 code for a protein of 307 amino acids. Gene Ontology annotation, molecular function: protein binding. The record is from RefSeq and is a predicted model, not a curated record.
ACCAUUAAUAUUGGACCAAGCCUGACAGUUGGAGGUAGACUGGAGCGCUGCUAGACGAACAACGACCUGGAUGGUCAGCGGUGCCAGUGCUGAGCUCCCGCUGGCAAUCUUGUACAAUGGCCGCUAGCUCGCCUCCCUCCCGCCAGCCCAGCAGCCCUCCAGUCUCCCUCGUGCGGUGCCCCCCAGCACAGAGGCACACUGCCAGACUUGAUCCAACAGUGCGAUAGUCGCUCACUGGUAUUUAUACCCCUACGUGUGUACAUGAGUGCAAACAAAUGGUUUUAACUACAGUUUUUUUAGGCAAUUUUGAAUUACACGCUAUUUGGUUGUUACUUUCAAAUAAAAUAUGAAGAAAAAUAAAUAGAAUUUUAAAUGUUUUUUCUUUUACAAAGAUAUAUCUUGAGCCGCAGUGCAUGCUGGGAAACACCUAACUUUAUGAAGUUGAUUUUUUUGGAGCAGCAAACUUUUCCCCGUAUAAACAUUACGGUAACAAUUUAGAGUCUUUUGAUAUCACAUCACAUUAAAAUGUCUAGAUCCACAAAGCGACGUGAAACAUCCGACCGAAGGAGGGAAAAAUUCAGCUAGCUUGUUAGCUAGCGAACAUGAUUAUUGUGACGAAAUGGAUCUGCAUGUGGCGUCGGAGGACUUCCCCUCACUGCCAGUUACUCCAAGUAAGCCUCCGCUUGCCAAGAAACCUUCCCUGCCCUGGUCCCGGAACUGUCUGACGAUUCUAUUAACAUGCUCGCCAACUUAAUUAACCCAAGAAGAGACACACUUUAAAAUGUACGGACGGCUGUACGGACUUCCGGAGUCUGAGAGGGAAAACGUGCGGGAGAAGGUGAUCAACAUCUGUCAAGGAGUCCUGCCAGCCGAGAAAGGGAAGCUUCCAGAUGCCACCGAUGUUGCUCAUCGGAUGAGGAGGAAACGCCAGGAGGAUGUCAGACCGAGAGGAGUUGUCAUCAGGUUUAUCUCCCGUCGCCUGAAGUAGGAGAUUUGGAGAGCGGUUUCUCCUGUAAAAAGGAUGACGCUUCAAGGAGGACCUCACUACGGAGGACAUGGAGAACCGACAGAAGCUGUGGCCGCCGAUCAAGAAAACACGUGAGGAGGGAAAGAAUAAAAAUGUCAUCCCAGCAGAGUGACCCCUCUUCUCUUGUCUCCUCCAUUUCUACAUGCACAGAUGCCCAAACUGGGCAGGGCUGUUGUUGGGAGGAGUUUGAGACUGAAAUAAGGGGGAGUGAGUCUGACGACACUUGAGCACAUGAGAGGUGUAAUGUGAUCUGAAUUCGGUGACAAAAGCGAUAUUUUUUUUUUUCUGCUGAGCUAUAUAAGAAGGCCGACUCUGUGGAAACAGACAGGAGACGGACAGACACCAUCGCUGCAGGACACUGGCGGACCUCAAUCUGCUUCAGCCGCUCAUAAAAACUGGGACAACAUUUUAUAUUCAGAAGAGGAAUGGGGCUGCAUAGUGUUGAAGAACUGGUGACCGGUAAGAGGUCAGAGGUCAUAGAAGCGGAUGACUUCCAAGGGGGGAUGUACGAGGCAGCUGUCAAUCAAGAGAAGCGGGAUGACCGCAGGUCGCCCGGGGAGCCAGAGGAGGCCAACAGCGGCGGCGAGCAGGAGGAGGUCAGCGUGGCGGCUCUGAACACCGAUAAAAGCGGCAGAUUAAAGCUGGAAACGGUGGACGACCUGUUUAACAUCCUGCAACUGAAGAAGAGGAGGAGAGAGAGGAAGACUCCAGCGCAGAAAAAGCUGCAGCCAGAGCCUGAGAUUGUUCCUGAGACUGUGGAUGAACAGCUGUUUCUAGCAGCUUCCAUGGAGAACAAAGCGGUUGUGGUGGAGAAGUUCCUGUCGGACGGAGGCGAUCCCAACGUAGCCGAUAAUUUCCAGAGAACGGCUCUGCACAAAGCCUCCUUCAAAGGAAACCUGGACGUGAUGACGAAGCUCCUGGAGGCCGGAGCUGCCAUCGAGAAAAGGGACAAGCUGGAGGCCACGGCGGUCCACUGGGCCUGCAGGGGCGGCAGCCUACCCGCUCUACAGCUGCUCCUCGACCGCGGAGGGAAGUUCACGUCCAGAGACAAGCUGAACAGCACCCCCCUCCAUGUGGCCGUGAGGACGGGGCAUUGUGAGUGUGCCGAGCAUCUCAUCCACUGUGGAGCAGAUGUCAACGCCAAAGACAGAGACGGAGACACGCCGAUGCACGAUGCGGUGAGAAUAAACCGGUUCAAGAUGAUCAAACUGUUGAUGAUGUACGGGGCCAGUCUGCACUCAAAAAACUCUGAUGGAAAAACGCCUCUGGAAACUUUGUAUUCCUGGCAGAGCGGAGCGAAGAGCCUCUUAUGCAACUUCAGUGAGGAGAAGUCUCCUCAUCCAAAAUGAAACCAGCGUUUCUUCUGAAUGUAUUGAACAAGAGAAGUUUAAAGGUGAAGGCUUUCAUCACCUUAAACACUUUCAGGGAUUUGAACUCUCAGGCUGAUCAUGUGGUGAUGUACUGGAUCCAGCUCGGCCCGUGUGGGAUCACGACACUUUAGAUACGGAUUAAUAAUGUGAAAUCAAACGAGGAUUUUCUCCGCCUUCUGUUGCUGGACAAUGUCUCGGCAGACAGUAUAUGGGAAUGUUGUUUUUAUAAGAAGCUGAGUUCAAAUCAGCUAUAAUGCAUCGUGAAGAUGAGUUAUUUAUUAAUUAAUGACAGAUUUACGAAGUUUGACUGAAACUUUUAGACAUUUUUUAAUGGCACACAUUUUAAUCGUUUGUUGGAUUGUGAAACGAGAUGGGACAAAGUAAGUUUAGUUUUAAGAUACUCUUCUUCUGUAUUCAAAAUUGACAGGCCAAUAUUGAUCAAACUUUGCUGGGUGAUUUAUUCUUCUUUUAGGAAGUCAUGCUCAGUUCUCCUUUUAAAAGGGAAAAAAAUAACAAAUCAGACACGAAUAAGAGAAAUGUUUGUAUUGAUGAUGGUACAGAGGAAGUUUGACAAGCACUUGUUACAAAUGUUUUAAAAAAUGUUUAUUCAUUUUUAUUUGUAUGUAUUGACGACAACAAAAAGUUGAGGUCAAAGUUUUGAAAUAAAAGCUUUUUUGCAGUGUUUUA